AUCAUUUCCAAAUCUCUGGUAUUUACAUUUUUUUUCUCGAAUUGUGUAUUGUUUCUUAUCUCUGUAAAAGUAUAUAUUUAUAUGUUUUUUUGUAUUGUGAAUAUUGUGUAGCCCUAGGUGUAAUAUUCGUCGAUGAAAUGUCUCAAGAAGUGGAGACGAGCCUGCUGGUGGUGGUGCUGGACACCAACCCGGGGCAGCGGCUGCUGCGAGAGAAGGCCCAUUUCCUGACCCAGUGCCUUGACUCCGUGAUCGCGUUCGUCAACAGCCACCUGAUGCUGAAGCCGGCGAACCGCGCUGCCGUGCUGGCGUGCCACAUGACGUCCACGCAGUUCCUGUACCCGGAACCCGGAGAGGCGGGGGUGGGCGCCUCGCUGCGGCAGCAGGACGGCCAGUACGAGAUGUUCACUCACGUGGAGCGCACGCUUCGGCACGGACUGCAGAGGCUGGCGCGCGGCGAGGCUGAGAGGCUGCGCUCGGGGGCGUCCGUGGUCGCUCCGGGGGACUCCCUGCUGGCCGGCGCCCUGGCCGUGGCGCUCUGCUACGUGCACAGGCUGGAGCGUGAGUUGAGCAGCGGCUGCAAGAUGAACUCUCGCGUGCUGGUGGUCACCGGCAGCAGCGACAGUGCAUCCCAGUACAUGAACUACAUGAAUGUCUUCUUCACCGCGCAGAAGCAGAGCGUGACCAUGGACGUGUGCAGCCUGGACCAGGAGCUGGGGCUGCUGCAGCAAGGCUGCGACAUCACCGGCGGCCUCUACCUGCAGGUCCCCCAGCUGCAGGGCUUGCUGCAGUACCUGCUGUGGGUGUUCCUGCCGGAGCCUCCAAUCAGGAGGAAGCUGGUGCUGCCCCCGCCCGUGAAGGUCGACUACAGGGCCGCGUGUUUCUGCCACCGAGAGCUCAUUGACAUUGGCUUCGUCUGCUCCGUGUGUCUUUCCAUUUUCUGCAAGUUCAGUCCAAUCUGCACCACAUGUCACACCGUAUUCAAGUCCCCGGGGCCUUUGCCGAUGAAAAUGAAGAAGAAGAAAAUUAAAAUGAACUAGCACCUAGCACAUAGAACUGUACAAAUUUUUUAUAUUUCUUGGUGUGAACAUUGUUCCCACAUGGUUACUGGUUAGUAGCCAUUGUUUCAUAUUGAAAUAAUAUAUGUAUACAUAUUAGUAAGUGAA
Molecule: messenger RNA, 1163 nt
Organism: Bacillus rossius redtenbacheri
Lineage: Eukaryota; Metazoa; Arthropoda; Insecta; Phasmatodea; Bacillidae
Gene: Tfb4
Product: general transcription factor IIH subunit 3
Exons: 8
Coding region: 138-1037 (299 amino acids)
Biological process (GO): regulation of DNA-templated transcription; nucleotide-excision repair
Cellular component (GO): transcription factor TFIIH holo complex; transcription factor TFIIH core complex
Source: RefSeq, a predicted model, not a curated record